AUGCACGAACGAUUAAGAGGAAAUUCGACGAGAAACGAUGGUUCCAUGACCGUAGAAACGCUGUUGGCUCCGGAGGACGCGAGUCGAUACGCGGCCAUCUUGAAUCAAGUACGAAAACUGAUUUCGAACGAUUCUAUAACGGGAGGAAACGCGGAAAAUACGACUCGAGAGGCACUCGGGGCUGGAAAACCGUCGAAAGGCGCUGGGAAUGAAUUUUCGAUGCUGGACGAGCCCGAGGGAGGACAGAGUAAUUCGAGUCCCCCGUCGAGAGAGAAUUCGAGUGAAGUUUCUUCGGGAACGACCGCGGGGAAUAACGGAUACGAGACGAAGUCGUUGAAAAGCGAGAAUCGUCGGGACGGGGAGAAAAUUAAACCGAGCGAGGAGGACUUGUUGGAGGCGGCCAAUUUCGGGCUGGAGGCCAUGAAGAAUUUGUACUUGGUUACGGAACCCACGCUCUACUCGAUGGGUAUUUAUCUCGACUCGGAUAACCCGGCAAGGUACGUAGCAGCGUUCAACGAUCAGACUGAAGAGGCAAGAACACUAGCGCAAUAUGGGUUUGCUGUGCUUCAGGGCGCCACAAUGUUCAAGAAAAAAUUCCCAGGCGCUGCGGGGGAGUUGCUUCUGUCGCGUCGAAGUAAAAACAACCCUCUGCAACGUCAGUGCCCGAACAGGGGGGUUCCCGAUUGUCCACCGGCCAGUCUGAGGUACAGAACGUCCGACGGAAGCUGCAACAAUCUUCGAAACCUCUGGUGGGGAUCCGCCAUGUCCGCCAUGCAAAGAUUUCUGCCAGCGGUGUACGGCGACGGGAUCCAGAGCGUCAGAAGAUCGGUGAGCGGAAGACCGCUUCCUAGUGCGCGACAAGUGACCGCCGUGAUCCACGAGGACAAGGACAUACCUUUAACAUCCAUCACUCACAUGCUGAUGCAGUGGGGCCAGUUCGUGGAUCACGAUAUGACCGCAACUGGGCAGAGCAGAGGGUUCAAUGGCACCGUUCCGCAAUGUUGCCUGAACUUUGGCGCCGGUUUCCAACCGCCGGAAUUUAUGCAUCCUGAGUGCCUACCGAUCGUCGUGAGCUCCCAAGACAGUUUCUUCAGUCCCCUGGGCGUGAAGUGUUUAGAAUUUUUACGAAGCGGUUCCGCCCCCAGCGAGGACUGCAAAUUCGGUCCCAGGGAGCAAUUGUCGCAGGUGACCAGCUAUCUGGACGCUUCGACGGUGUACAGCAGCCACGCUUUUCACACGGACGGUCUGCGAUUGUUCCGUAACGGUUUGCUGCAAUACGGGAAGAUCGAGUCGCAAAGGCCGCUGUUGCCCAGACAGGAUUCCGAUCUCUGCAGGCGGGGAUCGUUGUCGACUAGCUGCUUCAGAGCGGGCGACGGCCGUCUCGGCGAGCAACCGGCCCUGACGUCGUUGCACGUCGUCUUCCUCAGGCUGCACAACAGAUUAGCCACGAAACUUGCCGCGCUGAAUCCUCACUGGGGCGACGAGAAACUGUUCCAGGAGUCUCGGAGGAUCGUAGGCGCCAUUGUCCAGCACAUCACUUAUCGAGAAUUCCUGCCGAUUGUUCUUGGCCAAGACGUGAUGAAAAUAUUUGGACUGGAAGUUCUCAAGAAGGGCUACUACGAAUCGUACGACCCCGCGUUGAAUCCAACAGUUGCGAAUGAAUUCUCCAGCGCAGCCUAUCGCUUCGGUCAUUCCCUGGUGCAGCAUAGCUUUGUCCGGUUCGAUAGCAAUCAUCAACCAAUCUUCAAUAAUGUUACCAUACACAAAGAGUUCAGUAACCCCGCGAACUUAGAAACAGUAGGCUCGGUGGACCGUCUGCUGUUGGGCUUGAUCAAUCAGCCCUCCCAGAAAAGGGACGAGCAUAUAACCGAGGAGUUGACCAACCACCUGUUCCAGACGCCCAGCUUCUCCUUUGGAAUGGACCUAGCCUCCAUCAACAUCCAACGAGGCAGGGAUCACGGUAUACCUCCUUACGUUAAAUGGCGAGAACCUUGUGGCCUGUCGCCGAUAAAGAGCUUCGAGGACCUGGACAGAGUGAUGCCAUCGUCCACGGCUGGAAAAUUCAAACUGGUCUACUCGUUCGUGGAAGACAUCGACCUGUUCACGGCGGGGCUUGCGGAGAAAUCGGUCAGCGGCGGUUUGGUGGGCCCGACCUUCGCUUGUAUCAUCGGCCAGCAGUUCAGCAACCUGCGCAGAGGCGACAGGUUCUGGUACGAGAACUCUGGCCACGGGAACAGCUUCACGGCCGGCCAGUUGCAGCAACUCAGACGCGUCAGCCUGGCCCAAAUACUUUGCACGACCAUGGACGACAUCGAGACCAUACAACCUUUCGUCUUUCUCACCCAGGACACUCUGAGGAAUCAGCGUGUGGCUUGCAACGAUCCGACGAUCGGUCAGUUGAGCUUGGAGUUCUGGGAGGAGGGAUCGUUCGAGAGAUCCAGACUCCUCAGCUUACUGAAGAGGAAAACUACCCAAGCGACUACUCCUAAAAUCACCACUCCCUCAAUCGUCGAGCAGCAGAAAAAGAUAUCUCUAAAAAUGAGUCCAUCGAAGCCAGCCAUCCAUCAGCAAAACAGGAUCGUCGUGAAGAGACCACUGGGUCGUCCAGACAACGUCAGCAUUGUCGUGCAAAAUAACGCUGUGCACGCGCCCAUUUAUGUGAACGACGCUAUUUACGGGUCGGACAUAAAGAUGGAUUCCCCGAUGCGACAAAACAACGAUCCAAAACCAAUUUAUAUCGUCCUCAACAACAGACCCACUCUACAGAAUUCUCUGCAGUCUGUUCCAGCCUUUCCACCUGCGAAACCUCUGCCCACGACGUAUCCGUCAGCAGCUACGUUCACCAGUCGUCCUUACGUUCCUCACGCUUUCAACGAUCCCUACAAUCCAAAUCCUUUGAGUCACAGAUUCCAGCCUGUUCCUCAGUUCGGCGACGUCCUCUUCGAACGACACCCCGCAACCAGUCCUAGGCCAACUUUAUACACCUACUACACGAGUUUCGAAAGAACGACCCAAAGACCUCAACACGAUUCGUCUAAAAUUGUUUACAACACCCUGGGGAAUCAGGAGCUCACUGAUUGGCAGAGGCUGCAACAGCAACAGCAUUUGGUCGAUCAAUUGAACGAUCCAGGCCACUGGAACUCGCAAGGCUACCAACACGGACCUAAUAAUCCGUUGAUCGAUCAUCUGUCGAAGGAUUCUGAUCAAUGGAACUCUCAAAAUGAUAGAUAUGGAUCAGGUGGUAGCUACCAAGGCUCUAGCAGACCUCCUUAUCAACCACAACCGAGUAGAAGGCCUAUUCAGCCUGAUUUUGGUGGAUGGCCAGUGACUCCAGUUUAUCAGAAAGGAUCUGAGAUCACUUACAGACCUCCUACCAGUAUUGUUGAUAAUCCUGACAAUUUGUACUCGAAAAUUCCUCAUGGAGGACCUGUCCUGGCUCAUGAGCUUGAAGUCUCAGGCUACCAAGGCUCUACCAGACCUCCUUAUCAGACCCAAUCGAGUGCAAGGCCUACUCAGCCUGAUUUUGGUGGAUGGCCAGUGACUCCAGUUUAUCAGAAAGUAUCUGAGGUCACUUACAGACCUCCUACCAGUAUUGUUGAUAAUCCUGACAAUUUGUACUCGAAAAUUCCUCAUGGAGGACCUGCCCUGGCUCAUGAGCUUGAAGUCUCAGGCUACCAAGGCUCUACCAGACCUCCUUAUCAGACCCAAUCGAGUAGAAGGCCUACUCAGCCUGAUUUUGGUGGAUGGUCAGUUACUCCAGUUUAUCAGAAAGGAUCUGAUCAUGAACUUGACGUCUCAGGCUACCAAGGCUCUAGCAGACCUCAUACUCAGACUGGCGAUAGGUUUCAUUCGACUCCUCUCGUGUAUGGAGCUACGAGCAGACCAUUUCAAGAUCAACUCCAUACGUCAGCCGAUUCUUAUCAGAAUCACGCGAAACCGUCGAAGGUUCAUAGCGUGACUAUCGUAACGGAAACAACGGAAACGAUGAAUCAAGACAGAAGCAAGAUCGAUGGUAUAGAAAACCAAGUCACCACGGAAGUUCCAAAGCCGUUGGUGUCUUGGAUGAACGAUAACAAGCACAUUAUCAGAAGGCCUGGGCAAUUCUACUACGAAAAGAAUGUGUUACAUAGAUACCCUGAUAAGAUAGACGAUCAGGCCACGACUCGCAGAUACCAUUUGGUAGACCAUGACGUCGAACAAAGGCACAAAGCGAGUGUCAAGGAAUCUGUUGACAAAUCUAUUAUCGAUGAUUCGGCGGUGAACACGAAAGUCGAUAAAAUUGAAAACGGUACGAAGAAUCUGACGAGAAACGAAACGAACGAUGGCGUACAAAGUGAUAACGACGUACGCGAAACUGUCUCGGAAGAGAACGAGAACGUUUCGUCGACAGACAGACGGAACUUUUGGUUGAACGCUGAAGAGGACUCGAGUCUGACGUCGGCUCCGGAGAUGCCAAAAGUUCCAUCGGACGACGCCACGGCUGCCAAGGAAUUACCCAAGCCCAUUAAACGCGGAAGUUAUGCAUCCUAAGUCUCCCUCCAUCUUGUCUCCUCGUCGAUGUUUUAAUUCCCUCGAAUAGGCACGUGGCCUACGGUGUACACAGUUUGAGUU
This is a messenger RNA of Colletes gigas, 4611 nucleotides long. RefSeq lists its product as uncharacterized. Gene Ontology annotation, molecular function: heme binding; peroxidase activity. The transcript has 10 exons. NCBI's taxonomy places the organism in Eukaryota, Metazoa, Arthropoda, Insecta, Hymenoptera, Colletidae. The record is from RefSeq and is a predicted model, not a curated record. Bases 1 to 4530 code for a protein of 1509 amino acids. Gene Ontology annotation, biological process: response to oxidative stress.